Messenger RNA from Auanema sp. JU1783, 1392 nucleotides. Lineage: Eukaryota; Metazoa; Nematoda; Chromadorea; Rhabditida; Rhabditidae. The record is from the annotation of a GenBank genome assembly.
AUGGAUCUGUUUCGACCUAAUGACAGUUUUAUUCAAAAUUGUCAGCUGAAUUUACUGGAAAAUACAGAUAUCACCAGAUUACUCCUUGUCGGCUUUAUCGGAACAUCCGUCGCUGUUAUAUCAAUUCUCUGUAAUUUUCUUCUCCUUUACGUCUUUUCCACCUCCAGACGAUUAAGACGACAGAAUUAUGCUAAUCCCGUUGUACUUGCUCUGUUUGACAUAAUUGUCUCAGCGUCAUACAUUCUCUUAUUCUCUGUAAAUGUUAUUGCAUACCACUUCCGGAUAGGAAUCCUCAUAACUAUCUGGACGGUUUACGUCAAAUACAUCUAUGUAAUCAAGCAUAUUUGUGAAUCUAUUUGUAACUUUUUGCUUGUUGUAGCAAGUAUUGAACGGCUUUUCGCUAAUUGUCCUCAAGGGACGCAGAAAAGUAUUUUGGUUUUUAUGGUUCGAAAAAAAGUUUCAGUCUUUAUCUCAUUAUUAAUCACUGCAACAAUAAUCAAGGGGACUCUGUUUUUUGAAACUUCAAUUGCUCAUCUAGUGAACUGUCCAUUAAUGGAAAGAUAUAUUCCCAUACAGAAUAGCAUCGUUGAUGACUUUUCUGCUUAUCGUUUUUGGGGUCGGAAAUCUAUUACUGUUAUUAUACCGUUUAUUAUGUUAAUAUACUGUAAUGUGCGAAUCGUCUCACAGCUCAAGAUAAGGAGGCGAGAGGAGUAUGAACAAUCAAUUAAGAAACGAUCUCUGAGAGGGAGUGUGACAUCCGCAUCCAUUCGCAAGCAUUAUAAUGACAAAAAAGGUGUUCGGGUAGCUACAAGGACACUCGUACUCGUCGUUGGUUGUUAUUUGUUCUCCAACUCCUUAUCGACCAUUGUCAAUUUUUGGGAAUAUUCAAAUUUGAAGACUGUUGAAAUUAAUUAUUAUUCAUUUCUUAUUUUGUCAGAUGUUGCUCUUUUGUUAACUAUAUUUGGAUGUGCUUUGAGAUUGUUCAUAUACUGUGCGUCGGAUGGCCGAAUACGAAAAGCUACAGGAAGAGCAUUCUUUCGAUGGCGAUAUAAAGCUUUACCAAUGGAGGUCCAGCAAAAUCAGCUUGAUCGUUGGAGUAUUGUAGUCGUUUCCAACAGCUUGAGAAGCAAUUUAACAAAUAUGAAUGGCAUGUUUGCUAGCCAGGAUUGGUUAUGUGGACGAUCUAAACGAGCCAAAGACGAAUUGGCAUUUCUGCUUCAAAAUCGCAGAAAAAUAUUGGUUGAUAUGACUUUCCGUCUAUCAAUCGACCCUAAAAGUCAUCACAACGACGAGCAUGAAACAGCUGAAGAUUGGCUGACAGACAUUCAAGAAGAAGAUACUCACUAUGAACGAAAUUCUAGUCAAUUUCGAUCUCUACAAGCCCACAUAUAG